UUGACCUUUGAACUUUUGUGACUGUCCUGCUUCCUUUUGUGUGUUGUAUGUGUGUGUAACAUGUCAGUGCAGGAUGAAGUUCCCGAUAGUUCAGGUUCUAUUUCUGUGUGUGGGAUUUUAUGCUGUAAACAGCUCAGUUAAUGUGGCGUUUCAUAAACCAGCCUGGCUCUCAUCAACUUGGUAUUGGAAAUCAAAAGCUGAAAAUAUUGUGGACGGAACUAAAUACACAGAUGAUGACGCAUUUUUUGACAGAUGUGUUCACACCAGAUAUGAACAAUUCCCUCGCUGGUGGGUGAACCUCACUGGCGAUUACACCAUAGCAAGGAUCGACAUUGAUUAUAGACGUGAUACGAGAUAUAGAAUGUUUGGUUACAAACUGAUUGUAUCAGACACAGAGGAUAGACGCCUGUGGAACUCGAAUCACCAGAUAGAAGGCCAUAUAUGUCGUGACGAGACUAGAAGAAACCCACCUCUUCAGCAGACGGUCCCGUGUCUAGCCAGAGGACGUUUUAUAACAUACGCUGAUAAUGAAGGCACUGUCGAUCCAAAUCCUUAUGUAGAGCUUUGCGAGCUAGAGGCAUACGGUUGUCCGACUGGAUGGUUUGGACAGGACAACUGUUUGGAACAGUGUCCGGAUGGAUGCCGGGAUAGAGUUUGUAAUCCGGACAACGGCACAUGUUUUGCUGGGUGUGAAAGCGGCCUGCAGGGAGACAUCUGUGAUACAGCAUGCAGCCAUGACAGCUUUGGUUUAGGGUGUCAGCAGUCCUGUUUCUGUGAUGUUGACACAUGUGAUCCUCGAAAUGGAACCUGCCCUAGCGACAGAUGUCAGCAGGGGUGGAACGGGACAGCAUGUAACCAACGUUGUGUCGACCAAACCUUUGGACAAAAUUGUGAAGAAACAUGUCACUGUCUACAGGGACCAUGUGACGCUGCUAAUGGAACUUGUUUAUAUGAUGGAUGUGAGCCAGGAUGGCAAACGGAAUCCUGCAGUAAAGAAUGUGACAAAGGCAGGUUUGGCCAUGAUUGUAACCUUACAUGCGGAGCCUGUAGACACAAUGCUCCGUGCGAUCACGUGACUGGAAAAUGUCCUAACGGUUGCUCGGAUGGAUGGACCACAUCCUUCUGUGAUGAGGCUUGCCCGAUCGGAACAUUUGGAAUCAAUUGUACAGGAGAAUGUUUUUGUAAGAAUGGCACGUGUGACCCAACACACGGUGUCUGUCCAGGCAACGCGUGUGAUAGAGGCUGGAACGGACCUUCAUGUAGUUCUCAAUGUGACCCUGGGUCCUAUGGUUAUAACUGUGAUCAGAGCUGUAAUUGUCAGACAGAGUCGUGUAACAGGACGACAGGACUAUGUCCACCGGGUGGCUGUAAGGACGGAUGGAGGACGGACACAUGCAGCCAGAAGUGUGACCAGGGUUCAUACGGGACUAACUGUUCGGGUAUGUGUGGUAGUUGUAUGAGUAACGAUACCUGUCACCACAUCAAUGGUCAUUGUUCUCGAGGAUGCACGGCCGGUUUCAAAGGAGAGUUAUGUGACAAAGAAUGCGAAGACUAUCUCUAUGGAAUUAACUGUCAACAUAGCUGCCAGGGCUGUCAGGAAGGAAAGUGUCAAAAGGUCCAUGGGGACUGCUUGAGUGGUUGCAUUUCCGGGAUGACUGGCGACCUCUGCAACCUCAAACCUGUUCCAGUCGCCCAAAAUAUGUCGACAACUAUCGGAGCUGCAGCGGGCGGUGUGCUCGUUAUUGCGGCAAUUGUUCUGAUUGCAGUAUUCAUAAUACACCACAGAAGAAGGACGUCUUCAGUUGAAAGAUCGGUAGAGUUUCAUAAAACUGAUACCAGUGAAGUCUGUGACAUCGUUUCUCCGAACGUGCAAGAUUUAAAAGAAGAUAAGAACACGACAAAAAUGAGCGGUGAUUUAAUAACAACAAAUGACAAAUCAAUAUAUUCAUUUAUAAAUGAAGAGGAAGGGCCGAAGGGAGAAAAUAUCUAUAAAAACGUCGAUGACGGGAUUUCAGUAGGAAGUAUAGCUUCACAUCUGAGCACAUACCUUGAAGAAACCGAUGACAAUAUGUCUGAGGAUAUGGACCAUUCAGAAAAUGUUUACUCUAACUAUGUAGCAACUGUUGAUACUAAAAUCAAUGUUUCUGAAUUAACAGAGGUUAUAGCGUUCAAGAAGGAGUCCGGUGCUUUCAAGGAAGAAUACGCGAAAUUUCCUAGAGGACUAAAACACUCACAUGAAUGCGGAAAGGGAGCCGUAAAGAAAGACAAAAAUCGGUUUAAAGAUAUGUUUCCUUGUGAGUAUGAAUUUUGACAAAUUGUUUUGCUAGUUCUUUUUUUCUAUUGCUUUGCUGAUUACAAAGAAAACUAUAAAGCUUGGCAUUAAACUUGGGUACAUAUAUGAAUACAAUUCG
This is a messenger RNA of Mizuhopecten yessoensis (Yesso scallop), 2411 nucleotides long. RefSeq names its product multiple epidermal growth factor-like domains protein 10. Gene Ontology annotation, molecular function: scavenger receptor activity. The transcript has 15 exons. The record is from RefSeq and is a predicted model, not a curated record. Lineage: Eukaryota; Metazoa; Mollusca; Bivalvia; Pectinida; Pectinidae. Bases 74 to 2311 code for a protein of 745 amino acids.